AUGGCCAUUCCAUCCGGCUUUGGAGUGUCUGAUGACAUUUCAAGGCUCUCACUCGAGCAAGAGCGUGAACCCCACCCUCCGCCGCCUCCGCCCCUGGUAUCAAACAACGGCAUCGUGGCGUUUGAUAUCACGUCAAAAUUCAAGAAAGCCGCCGAAACGCUUGCGCCUGGCGACCUGGUCAAGGAUGGCUUCUUCACGUUGUUUGAGUCCGUUGGGGCUCUCGAGAUCAUGGACCCGAAAAUGGACAGUGGUUGCUUAGAAGCGGAGGAUUCGCUAGAUGUGGACUAUGAUGUGACACGCCCUCUUCUCCCUGAGGAGGUUCUUGGCAUAAUCGACCAGCUGCUCUGCCAUGAAAUGGCCUGGCAUGUUGGGUAUCCUCUCUCUCAGACCGUCCUCACAAGUGUGUACGUUGAGUCGAUUCUCAUGCCGAAUCCUGCAACCAUCGACGACGCGCACUUCAUCAGAGAUGCCAACGGCAUGCCGCCGGCGCCGAUGCAUGCCGUCCUCCGAGCUUAUUGCUUAGGGCUCUUAAAGACAUGCGGCAAUGUCAACGAAAGGAUCAAGAAUGAGCAUUACUAUGAAGAAGAGGACUUCGUCACGAACACGUACAACAGAGUCCUUCUCGACGACUUCAGCGUAGAAUCCGUACGCGAUGUUCUCAAGGACGCAAGUUUUAUUCUACGGCAACUGUCGGAUUCAAUACCCAAGGAAACUAUCGACGCGCUCAACAACAGACUACUCCUCCGGUAUACGUUUCUCGCAGCGAUAGACCACACGCAGUACCGGACAAAUCCGGAUCUCAUCAGAAGCCCUUGGAAAGAAGCUCUGGAUUUGCUUCCGAGUAUAAAGAGCACCCAUGCGCUAGGCAAACUCGUCCCGGAGGCUUGUAGUGCUAAGCUGCAGCGCAAGCUCGCCAGUACGAUGCCGCCGCGACCCAUCGUCGAAAUAAGUUUUGACGAUGCCUUCGGACAUCUCACGAAGAUGAUCAGUGACGGUUUGGAAGUCGUCGGAGUGCUCGACUACACCGAUGCCAUCUGCCUCCAGACAUACGUCACAACUUUCCAAGCGAAGAAGCCCCAGCCCCUAAUCUUCGUCCGCACCCUCCUCCAGAGCUUCCUCUUCAAGGACAUGGAAGUGCUCGGCCACAAGAGCAUCCGCCAGCUUCUCGACGACGACUUCGCGAUUAUCUCCCUCCCCAACAGCCCUCUCCUGGACCGCGCAAACGACGAGAUUGAGGCCAUGCUGGACCCGCGCUUCACCAUCGCGAACCAGAUGGAAUCCUUCCGCCUGCGCGCCGCGCAGCCCUACCUAGACAUCCUCCGCACCUUUUGCCAAAAUAGGUGCCGCGUCCGCCGGACCCUCUGCCACAUUGUCCGCGACUGGGAGAACCUGCAGUUCGACGCCGAGGACAUUGACCAGGUCAUCCAGCACCAGGCCGGGGAGCAGCCGCUCGUCUACCAGUCCGCCGCGGGAACCCCCGUCGAGCAGUGGUCCCUGCCGCUGUCGUCGUGGGCCUAUCUGUACAAGGUCAAGCAGAUGGAGUGGAUCGUCCAGCUCGGCUUCGAGCUCGAGGUCUACCAGCCGGACGAGCUGGCGGGCAUGUACUGGUACCUCAACUACCUCGCCAAGAACCGCCUCCAGCACGUCGAGCGCAUAAAGUCCUUUGUCAUCCGGAGCCUGAACCAGGCUCGCUCGGGGGCCGGCAGAUCGUCGUCGCGCCUCACGCCGACCGCGGAGGCCCAGUACACCAAGUCCCUGGCCUUCCUCCGCCUCUCGCUCCUGGACGCAGCUGUGACCGAGGGCCUCGCCGACGCCCUCUGCUGCCUCUACACGGUCCUCCACCGCCUAGGUCUCGUCAAGCCCCCACCCCGACCCUACAGCACCGACGAGCUCCGCUACGAGCUGCGGAUGAAGCCCUUUGCCGUCAUCGGUCUCCCCGUGCUCCCAACGUUUGACGAGUUCACGACCGGGACCCUGCAGUCCAACUGCCCGAGCCGGGACCUCCUCGAGCUCGCCGACAGGGCCAUCGCGGGCGCCAAGAAGGGCUUCGAGGUCAUGAGCAAAUUUCCAGAGGCGGAGGCUUUCUCGGUCGGAUCACAUGAUCGCUGGGUGCCGUCGAUGAAGAACGGACUCAAGUCGUGCAUCGCCACGGGGCUGGCCAUCUCGGUUGUCCGAAAGGCGCUAGACAAGUCGGGCGAAGGCGGGGAUCUGAAGCUCAAGGCCGAGGUGCCGACUCCUGACAAGUCGUACCACGAGUGGUGGAUCGUUCCGCGAAUCAUACCCGUUGCGUAG
This is a messenger RNA of Colletotrichum orchidophilum, 2292 nucleotides long. RefSeq names its product Mak10 subunit. Gene Ontology annotation, biological process: N-terminal peptidyl-methionine acetylation. Gene Ontology annotation, cellular component: NatC complex. The record is from RefSeq and is a predicted model, not a curated record. Bases 1 to 2292 code for a protein of 763 amino acids. The transcript has 7 exons. NCBI's taxonomy places the organism in Eukaryota, Fungi, Ascomycota, Sordariomycetes, Glomerellales, Glomerellaceae.